AAGAUAAUUUCUAGUCAAAAUUAUAUUGAAAAUUUAAAAUAACAAUAAUAGAAAAAUCAAUAUUAAAAUAGGCGAUGGAGAAGGCGACGGCGUUAGGGUUGUGACCCGACCAUGCGUUUGAUGUCUCAGGGAACGGCGGAUCUGGUGUCUCUAGUGGAUAUCGAAGUUCUCAGGGUUUGUGGGUUUGAUCCGGUUUCGAUUGGCAAAAGUUUUGCUUGGGUUUCGAUUGGAAAUGGGGAAAUCAGUCGGUGGAAUUGGGUUUGUUUUGGUCUUGCUGGGGAACGAGGUUUUGGUCGGAUCUGGGUGAUUCAAGUCAGAAUCGGGGUCGGAGAAUUAGAGAUGGGAUUUGAUGGCAGGGCAAAUAAGAGGUGGGUCUCCAUAUACGGAGGUGAAUGUCUAAGGAGUGAGGUCAUGGUGUUUGGAAAUAGAAGGGAAGAAGCUUGGGAUCGGAGAGGGGUCGACGAGAGAAGCAACAGUCAGGGUUUUGUCGGAGUCUAUAGAGGGUAUCAAAUGGGUGUGAUUGGGGAAGAGCUCACGGUGGUAGAGUUAUACAUAUCUUAUCUGAUUUCAAUGGGUACAGCUCAAAGGAGUAGAAGAAUUCUACGAUAUCAGUUUCUAUGGACAGGAGUGGAGAGUCAGGUGUUAAGACCAGAGGCAAAUAAGUGCAUAUAUGAGGUAAUGAGAGAAUUCUUAAAGGAAGUUUUAGUGUGGGUCUUGAUACCGGCACUAAGAUGGUCUCUGUGGUGGCGUUAUUUCUGGGUUAAUUUGGAAUCAAGAGUGGUACUAAGGAGAUGUAAAUCUCAGUUUGACUUCUGGCAGAUUAUGGAGGGAAAUAAUUUUUCUCUUUUCAAUAUUAGCAAAUGGUUUAUGGGAAGGAAGAAGUUGGUAGCAGGUGCAAAAAGAAGUAUGCAGCUAUACUUUCUUUUCAUCUACAGGAGGGGUGUCAGAAAAUUUAGAUGGUGGAUGGAUGCACAGGUCUGGAAGAUCCUUUGGAGUUUUACUCCAGUCUGGUUACGAUCAGUUUACUUUGAUUUGAGAGGACAGUGGUUGAUUCGUGGCUGGUCAAUAUUAUGGUUCAGAAAGGUUUACUUCGGAGGGGUUGUUAUAAUUGGUAUAUGGGCUGUGGAGAGACUGAUAAAGGCUUUUGCUGGAUGGCUUAAUAUGCAGAGGCCCAUGAGGAGAGAGAAUAUGUGGCGACUUUUAGAAAGGAUAUUGCGUGGGGAAGCCUUGGUAUUGUUAUGGCAAGAGGAGAUAACAAAUUUUCAAAUUGCCAUAAACAGAAAAUCUUGGAGCUCAAGGGUUGAGAUAUUAGAGAAUAUUCUAAUAUUGAAUUGGAGUUAUUGUCUUCGGUAUUUUUGGCUAGGAGAAUCAGCAGAUUUUAGGAAAGCUCAGAGGUAUAAACAAUUAAGCCGUAUAGGGUUAAUAGCUCAUAUUCUCUCAGCUUUUUCUUGGUUUCUAUACGUGAAGAGAAGUUUGCUGAAGAGAGCUGUUGGGUUGAAGUCUGAUUUCACAAGAGAAACAAUGUCACAGAGCAGUCUGGUUGGGAAGAGCGGGUCAGUCCAGAAGGGUGAGGAUCAGACGGCUAAGAAGAGGAUCAAAAUUCCACAUUUUGAUAACUCCGCUCUCAUAGCGGGUUACUCAAAGACAAUCAUCGGGAGGUGUUUUAAUCCACAGAAACAGGAGAUGAAAUCUUUGUUACACAUGAUGCCACGUAUCUGGGGAUUGGAAGGGAAAGUUGCUGGUGCAGAUUUAGGUUUGGGGAAGUUUCAGUUUGAUUUCGAUGAAGAGGAGGACAUUGCUGCGGUGCUUAAGAUGGAACCAUUCCAUUUUGAUAACUGGAUGGUUGCGAUGGUAAGAUGGGCGCCCUCGGUAGAUCCAGAUUAUCCGGCUACGUUGAAGUUUUGGGUCAGAGUUAUGGACGUUCCCCUUCAGUUUUGGGCUGAACCUACUUUCAGAUAUAUUGGCAAGGGGCUGGGGCACGUGGAUGAUAAAGAGGAAGCUGUGGAUCUGCAGAAAGGAAGAGUGCAGGUUACGCUUAAUGGUUUACAACCUCUGUGUUUUGAAACCGAGAUUGAGUUCUCGAAUGGUGAAGCGACUUUGGUUAAGCUACGGUAUGAGCGGUUACAUGGCUAUUGUGAGUUGUGCUUCAGUUUGUGCCACGAGUCAUCUUAUUGUAUGCAGUCUAGGGAAAAGACUCAGCCAAGGUACAAGGAACCGCUAGGGGAGAAGGAAGAGGACAGAAAAUCACUCAGUUACCGUGGUGCGGUCAUUUCAGACCAUAAGAAAGGGUCUGGUCAUGAAGGAAAACUUAAAGGAAUCUUCCAAGAGAAUUCUCAAGGAGAGAAGAGAUACAAGGAGGACCAGAGGUUCAACAAUGGUUAUCAACAUGGUGGAAAGAAGCCUAGAGCUGAUGGCUAUUACGGAGAAGGGUCUUCUCGGUACGGGAGAAAUCAGAGCCAUGUUCAAUAUAAUGAUAACCGAGAAAGGAAGGUGUAUGCACGGGUUGAAAAGAGACAGUCCGGGAUACAAAAUGAGGUCGCUGGGAGUGUAGAAGCUCAGGUUAACUUACCUCCUACACAGGUUCGUAAGUCUCUGUUUCAAGGUAGCGGUGAGGAGGGUAGAGAGGGUAAGGCAGCAGUAAAUACCGCUGACUCGGGAAAGGUGACUGGUAACGGCUUAAAUGCUGCAGAGAACCCAGCAGUGGGGCUGGAAGAGAAAUCCACACACGAGGUGGUCACAGCUGAAGAACGGGCUAUAUCACAAAAGCCAAAUACUGAGAAUGCUAUAGCUAUGUCUACGGAAACUCAAGUAAGUGGCCCAACGGCUUUGGUAAAUUCUGGGCAGAUUGGUGAGGAUGUGUUGAUGGCAGAUAAAGCGUUAGAGGAAGAUGAUUUAUUGGAGGAUCGUUCGGACUCGUCAGAACAGGCGGAUGAGGGGGUAGUAGAGGCCGAUGAGGAUCAAAUGGUGGAUGCUGAGGAAGGCAAGGAUCAGAUUGGGUUAGCUGAAUCUUCAGAGGUGUCGCUAGCUCAUGAGGGAGUGAUGGAUACGGGAAAAAAAGUAAGAACAUGUGGUGUACUAAAAGGCGUCAGUUCUAAGAAACGAAAUGCUCAGAUUCUGCUUUCUCCCAAAAGACGGGCAACAGGUAAAAGCAAGGACCACGCAGGGGAUGGUACAAACCGCGAUGCAGGCAAAGGAAAGCCAGGCGGAGCGAAACCACCAAAACCAAAAUCGGAUAAAUGAAGAUUUUAAGUUGGAAUUGUCAAGGGUUUAGUUUUGAAUAUUAAAGAACUCUAUAUGUCCUGCUUCUCCUGUUAUCUUUACUGCCAUUGUACUGCCCUGUAAUGUUAUUCUCUGUUCAGUGUUUAACCCUUACCCUUUUGGUUUACUGAUUAUUGUUCUUUUGCCUGCCCAUUGUUCUCCACCAUUGUUGCCCUUUUAAGUAGCUUUAUAGCCUUCUCUCCAUUACUGUCUACCAUUUCUUAUUGUCUUUGUAUAAAGUACUCUUAACCAC
This is a messenger RNA of Arabidopsis arenosa, 3511 nucleotides long. Lineage: Eukaryota; Viridiplantae; Streptophyta; Magnoliopsida; Brassicales; Brassicaceae. The record is from the annotation of a GenBank genome assembly.